AUGCGACCACCCACAAUGCGCACCACCGCCCUCCAAGCCUACCGAAAAGGCGUCCAAUCCCUCACCCGCCCAUCAACCACCUCCCGCCUCCUCCCCCCAUCAACCACCACCCGACAAGCCUCCUCAACCACCACCCCCCCAAGACCAAACCCCUACAUCCGCAAACCCAUCUCCAAACCCCUCACCUCCAAAACCCUCCCACAAACACCCUCCCCCGCUCCCACCGCCGAAGAAGAACCCCUCAUUCCCGAAGCCCCCCAAACCCACGACCUCGACCCCUCCUUCAACCCCCCUAUCCACAACCCCUCCGCAUCCCCCCCCUCCCAAACCUUCACCACCGCCAUCUCUUCCCCCUCCCGCCCCUUCCCCCCCUCCGACUCAGGAAUCGACUGGUCCUCCUCCUUCCACGGCCUCAGCACCAUCGCCUUCUCCCCCGAAACCUCCUCCAUCCUCAUGGCCCCCCUCGACCCGAUAGACGUCGAAAUGAAGCCAGACGGGAUAAUCUACCUCCCCGAAAUCAAAUACCGCCGCAUCCUCAACCGAGCCUUCGGUCCCGGCGCCUGGGGCCUCGCGCCCCGCGGCGAACUCGUGGUAGGCGAAAAGGUAGUAACGCGGGAAUACGCCCUCGUCGUGCACGGCCGAUUCGUCGCCCAAGCCCGCGGAGAAUGCCAAUACUUUGGCGAAGACAACAUCCCCACCGCCGGCGAGGGCUGCAAGUCCAACGCCCUCAUGCGCUGCUGCAAAGACCUCGGCAUCGCCUCGGAGCUCUGGGACCCGAGGUUCAUCCGCGAGUUCAAAAAGAAGCACUGCCACGAGAUCUGGGUCGAGCACGUCGUUAACGGAAAAAAAAGAAAAGUCUGGACGAGAAAGGACGGCGAGCCCAUGUAUCCUUACAAGGUCUCCAAGGGGGGUGCAACGACAUCGAGUUCAUCAGCAAGAAGGGAUGAUCUUGGGCCGGUGGUAUAAAACAGACCGAAAGAAGAAUUGUAAGAUAUGGAUGGGUUUGUAAACGAUAGACAGCUGCAUGGCACAUCGAUGUUUUGGUUUGAAGUCGAUGUUCAUAUUAUACCAAUCACGCUAUACACCAUGUAUUCAUGGAGAACAGAGAGACCAAGUCCCGUUUUUUCCUCGCAGCGAAGC
Podospora bellae-mahoneyi is the source of this 1140-nucleotide messenger RNA. RefSeq lists its product as uncharacterized. The transcript has 2 exons. NCBI's taxonomy places the organism in Eukaryota, Fungi, Ascomycota, Sordariomycetes, Sordariales, Podosporaceae. The coding region runs from base 1 to 966 and encodes 321 amino acids. Gene Ontology annotation, cellular component: mitochondrial chromosome; mitochondrial nucleoid. The record is from RefSeq and is a predicted model, not a curated record. Gene Ontology annotation, biological process: interstrand cross-link repair; recombinational repair. Gene Ontology annotation, molecular function: single-stranded DNA binding.